Empidonax traillii (willow flycatcher) is the source of this 2597-nucleotide messenger RNA. It is a transcript of the gene NAA35, whose product is annotated as N(alpha)-acetyltransferase 35, NatC auxiliary subunit. The transcript is spliced from 22 exons. Gene Ontology annotation, biological process: N-terminal peptidyl-methionine acetylation. Gene Ontology annotation, cellular component: NatC complex. The record is from RefSeq and is a predicted model, not a curated record. The coding region runs from base 132 to 2225 and encodes 697 amino acids. NCBI's taxonomy places the organism in Eukaryota, Metazoa, Chordata, Aves, Passeriformes, Tyrannidae.
GGCCGGGAGGUCUCCUGCCACGGGGGCCUUUGUUCAGAGCUUCCGUGGCGGCUGUGAUUCAGCUGCUCAGAGCUUGCCUUGCCCCCAGCUGUCUCUUGGGAGACACACGAGGGAUUUAAAGGUGCAGCAUCAUGGUUAUGAAAGCUUCAGUAGAAGAUGAUGAUUCAGGAUGGGAACUCGGUAUGCCUGACAAGAUGGAAAAGAGUAAUGCAAGCUGGAUAGAUAUAACCCAGGAUUUUGAAGAAGCUUGUAGAGAACUGAAGUUAGGAGAAUUGCUUCAUGACAAGCUUUUUGGUCUUUUUGAAGCCAUGUCUGCCAUUGAAAUGAUGGAUCCCAAGAUGGAUGCUGGUAUGAUUGGAAACCAAGUUAACAGAAAGGUUCUUAACUUCGAGCAAGCAAUUAAGGAUGGCACCAUUAAAAUAAAAGAUCUCACUUUACCUGAGCUAGUAGGAAUAAUGGAUACAUGUUUUUGUUGUUUGAUAACGUGGUUAGAAGGACAUUCCUUGGCACAGACGGUAUUCACCUGCCUUUAUAUUCAUAAUCCAGACUUCAUAGAAGAUCCUGCUAUGAAGGCUUUUGCUCUUGGGAUCCUAAAAAUCUGUGAUAUUGCCAGAGAAAAGGUUAACAAAGCAGCUGUUUUUGAGGAGGAAGACUUUCAGUCAAUGACUUAUGGAUUUAAAAUGGCCAACAGUGUGACAGAUCUUAGAGUUACAGGUAUGCUGAAAGAUGUAGAAGAGGACAUGCAAAGACGAGUGAAGAGCACUCGAAGUCGACAAGGAGAAGAGAGAGAUCCAGAAGUUGAACUUGAAAUGAGUGCAGUUGCAGAAGCUCAGAAACUAAUGACUCAGGCAGCUGACUUGCUUUCUGCUAUCCACAAUUCAUUGCAUCAUGGUAUGCAGGCACAGAACGAUACCACUAAAGGAGAUCAUCCUAUUAUGAUGGGCUUUGAACCUCUGGUUAAUCAGAGAUUGCUGCCACCAACUUUUCCUCGAUACGCAAAAAUAAUUAAAAGGGAAGAAAUGGUCAAUUAUUUUUCCAAACUAAUAGACCGAAUAAAAACUGUAUGUGAAGUGGUCAACUUAACUAAUUUGCACUGUAUACUGGACUUCUUCUGUGAAUUUAGUGAGCAAUCACCAUGUGUUCUUUCAAGAUCCCUAUUACAGACAACUUUCCUAGUAGAUAAUAAGAAGGUGUUUGGUACUCACCUCAUGCAAGACAUGGUGAAAGAUGCUUUAAGGUCUUUUGUCAGCCCUCCAGUCCUUUCUCCAAAAUGUUGUCUUUAUAAUAAUCACCAGGCGAAGGACUACAUUGAUUCCUUUGUGACACAUUGUGUUCGGCCGUUCUGUAGUCUGAUUCAAAUCCAUGGACACAAUAGAGCUCGUCAGAGAGAUAAACUUGGUCACAUUCUUGAGGAAUUUGCCACCCUGCAGGAUGAGGCAGAGAAAGUAGAUGCAGCACUUCAUAGUAUGUUACUGAAGCAGGAACCACAAAGACAACAUUUGGCUUGCUUGGGCACCUGGGUCCUAUAUCAUAACCUUCGUAUUAUGAUACAGUAUCUUCUCAGUGGCUUUGAGCUGGAACUUUACAGUAUGCAUGAAUAUUACUACAUAUAUUGGUACCUGUCAGAGUUCCUCUAUGCCUGGUUGAUGUCAACACUGAGCCGUGCUGACAGUGCUCAAAUGACAGAGGAGAGAAUAAUGGAGGAGCAACAGAAGGGACGUAGUAGUAAGAAAACAAAGAAAAAGAAGAAAGUUCGUCCUCUCAGCAGAGAGAUCACCAUGAGUCAAGCAUACCAAAAUAUGUGCGCUGGGAUGUACAAGACAAUGAUUGCAUUUGAUAUGGAUGGCAAAGUAAGAAAACCUAAGUUUGAACUAGAUAGUGAACAAGUUCGGUAUGAGCACAGGUUUGCUCCAUUCAACAGUGUUAUAACACCACCCCCAGUGCACUAUCUGCAGUUUAAAGAAAUGUCUGAUUUAAAUAAGUAUAGCCCACCUCCCCAGUCAUCAGAUCUCUACAUGGCAGCUAGCAAACACUACCAGCAAGCUAAAAUGAUUCUUGAGAAUAUUCCGAAUCCAGACAAUGAGGUCAAUCGAAUUCUUAAAGUUGCAAAACCCAAUAUUGUGGUCAUGAAGCUGCUAGCAGGAGGCCACAAGAAAGACUCUAAGGUUCCUCCAGAAUUUGAUUUCUCUCCUCAUAAAUACUUUCCAGUUGUGAAACUUGUUUGAGGGACAAGAAAUUAUUGUUAGAAUACCUGAAGAUACCUGUGUAGCAGGUACCAGCUGUAAGAGGGAAUAUCUAGACUUGCACUCAGACUGCAAGGGACCUCCAGGAUACAAAGUACUGUUACAUGGAAUAUGUGUAGUCAGUUGUCUUCAUUUGAUCUGAAUGACAGCUGUUUUUUAAAGUGGUUUGUAUAAAGUUUAAUGCAUUUUAUGCGUGAAGCUGACUUUAAUCAACUGUAUUGUUGAAGAAUGUCAUACUUUUAAUUGAUUGUAUACAGAGUUAAUCAGCAUUUUUAUUAAUGUGUUCUGAGAGAAAAUGGUGGUUUAGGGACUGAAUAAAAAUCAUGCAAAGUUCUCAUUCAGCAAAGUCACUUA